UUCUGUUUCUUCCUUCCUGUGCUUCUCCUGCUUUCUGUUUAAUGCUUCCUAACAAAACCUUCUCAUACACCCCUGUCUACGGUCUCAAGCCCGAUGUCACAUCUCUCGACGACGAUUUGAGAAACCAGAGAGCUGCCAAAUAUGACAGUUCAAAGAUUCUUGAAAUCAAAACCUGGAUAACAAACCUCCUACAAAACGAUCCCAUAUUGUCCAAUUACAACUUGGACCACGAUUUAAUUGACUUGCUAAGAGAUGGCAUAAUUUUAUGCUCAUUGAUCAAUACAAUCACUAGAAAUACAAACAAAAACGAAAUUAAGAUAAAAUUUAGAAAAUCUAACAUGCCAUUUAUCCAAAUGGAGAAUAUAGAUUUUUUUCUUAAAUCCUGCAAAAAGAUUGGUGUGCCUCAAGAUGAACUAUUUUCUACUGUUGAUUUAUUUGAAAAAAAGGAUCCUGCUCAGAUUUACACUACCUUAAUUUCAUUAAGUAGAUAUUCAAACAAAUUAAAUCCUAGUAUUACAAUAAUUGGUCCAAAAUUAGCUGAAAAGAGAAUUCCUCCUUCAAUACCCAAAAAACCAAAAUAUUUGAAGAAUAUCAACAACAGUAAUAGUUGGAGUACUUUUGAGUACGGCUAUAUGAAUGGUGCUAACCAAAACACUGAAAGUAUCCUUUUAGGGGGCGAUAGAAAUAUAAUCAGAGGCAAUAAUAAAAAAAAUUGAUUGAUAUAGAUUUUUUUCUUGUUUUCUUUUUCUUUUUUACUUUAGGUAUUAUAUCAAUAAACAAUUAUAAAUAGAAACUAUUUUACACCAUCCUUCUUUCGAGAAUGCAAUUUCAUCUGUGCCUUUUAUACACUCCUCUUAGUCACUCAUCCAAGAAAAUUUUCUGGUAAAUUUUUCUUAUUCCUCAUUUGAAUAAAAAAACUAAAUAUAAUUGCACCAAGAUUAAACUAUGUACUCAAUAUCAUUAUCUAAUUAAUUAAAAUCAUCACAAAAUAAAAAAUAAAAAAUAAAAAAUAAAAAAUAAAAAUAAAUCACAA
This is a messenger RNA of Ascoidea rubescens DSM 1968, 1033 nucleotides long. It is a transcript of the gene SCP1, whose product is annotated as Scp1p. The transcript has a single exon. The coding region runs from base 42 to 716 and encodes 224 amino acids. The record is from RefSeq and is a predicted model, not a curated record. Gene Ontology annotation, molecular function: protein binding. Lineage: Eukaryota; Fungi; Ascomycota; Saccharomycetes; Ascoideales; Ascoideaceae.